Panicum virgatum (switchgrass) is the source of this 3985-nucleotide messenger RNA. RefSeq names its product disease resistance protein RGA2-like. Gene Ontology annotation, biological process: defense response to other organism. Lineage: Eukaryota; Viridiplantae; Streptophyta; Magnoliopsida; Poales; Poaceae. Bases 130 to 3675 code for a protein of 1181 amino acids. Gene Ontology annotation, molecular function: ADP binding. The transcript is spliced from 4 exons. The record is from RefSeq and is a predicted model, not a curated record.
GACCAGUAGCUCUCUUCCCGAUUGAAAGCCUCGACCACCAUUCCCCAGCUCUGCAUCUCACUCGCUUCCCACGGCGCGCACGCAGCCUGCAGAGAAGUGAGAUCCAUCCCGGCAAGGGCGCCGCCCAGCAUGGCCGAGACGCUGCUCCUCCCCGUGGUGCGCGGCGUGAUCGGCAAGGCCGCCGACGCGCUCGUCCAGAAGGUCACCGCCAUGUGGGGCGUCGACGACGACCGCCGCGACCUGGAGCUCAAGCUGCUGUACGUGCAGUCCCUGCUGGCCGACGCCGAGGCGAAGGCGGAGGCGGAGAACGAGGCCGGCCGCGCCGUCAAGGGGUGGAUGAGGGAGCUCAAGGCCGCCGCGUACCAGGCCGACGAUGUCCUCGAUGACUUCCAGUACGAGGCGCUGAGCCGAGAGGCCCAGAGCCUUCGAUCUACCACCAGCAAGGUAAAAGAUUUCUUCAGCUCAAGGAAUCGACUCGUGUUCCGUCAUAAGGCGAGCAGGGACCUCAAGAACGUGCUGGGCAAGAUCGACAAGUUAGUGAAGGAUAUGCAGAAGUUUGGUCUGCUGCAACGCGAGCCAGAGGCGCCGCAAGCUCUGAAUCGGCAGACGCACUCUGCGCUCGAUGAGUCUGCGGAAAUCUUUGGAAGAGAUGAUGACAAGGAUGCUGUGGUGAAGCUGUUACUGGGGCAGCAAGAUCAGCGGAGCGUGCAGGUGUUACCAAUCAUUGGAAUGGGAGGUUUGGGCAAAACCACACUAGCAAAGAUGGUCUACAAUGACUGCAGAGUUCAGAAGCACUUUGAGUUGAUGAUGUGGCACUGUGUGUCGGACAACUUUGCAGCCAUUGCCAUUGUGAGAUCCGUAAUCGAGUUGGCCACAAAUGGAAGAUGUGAUCUACCUGACACCAUAGAACUGUUGCAAAAAAAGCAGCAGGAAGUCAUUGGUAGGAAAAGGUUCCUAUUGGUUCUUGAUGAUGUGUGGAACGAAGACCAGCUCAAGUGGCAGGACAAUCUGAAGCCACUACUGUGUUCUUCUAUUGGUGGAUUAGGAAGCAUAAUAGUUCUCACAAGUCGAAGCCGGCAGGUUGCCUCUAUAAUGGGCACUCUUCCAUCCUUUGAGCUUGCAUGCCUCAGUGAAGAGGAUUCAUGGGAGUUAUUCUCAAAGAAAGCAUUUAGUAAAGGAGUGGAAGAGCAAGAAGAGUUCAUAACAAUCGGCAAACUUAUUGUCAACAAGUGCAAGGGGCUACCUCUUGCUUUGAAGACAAUGGGUGGAUUGAUGAGCUCAAAAUAUCAAAUCAAGGAAUGGGAGGCCAUUGCAGAAAGCAAUAGGGGUGGCAACAAUGAAGUAUUGUCCAUUCUAAAACUGAGCUACAUGCACUUGUCAUCUGAAAUGAAGCAGUGCUUUGCCUUCUGUGCGGUUUUCCCAAAGGACUAUGAGAUGGAUAAGGAUAGGUUGAUCCAACUGUGGAUGGCGAACAAUUUUAUUCAUGCCGAGGAAUCAACAGAUUUGAUAGAGAAAGGUGAAUUUGUUUUCAAUGAGUUGUUGUGGAGGUCAUUUAUCCAAGACGUGAAUGUCAAGAUAAUUGCUGGAUAUAGUUGGUUACCGUAUAGGGAAAUUAGAUGUAAAAUGCAUGAUUUAAUGCAUGACUUAGCAAAUGAUAUCACAGAUGAGUGUGCUUUUGCAGAAGAGUUGAUUCAGCAGAAAGCUUCAGUAAAUAAUGUACGUCACAUGCAGUUGCCAUGGGAUGAAUCGGAAGAAAUCACUAUAUUAAUGAGAAGCUCGUCAUCUCUCCGAACUUUAUUACUUCAAAAAUCAAAGCAAACGGAUCUUAAGGAGAUAGUAAAACUGACAUCAUUAAGAGCGAUCCGUUGCCCAGACCCAUAUAUUAUUCACAGGCUCAUAAAUACAACGCAUUUAAGAUACCUUGAUCUUUCCGAAUCAAAAAUUGUUAGAUUGCCGAAUUCAAUUUGUAUGUUGUACAACUUGCAAUCAUUGAGGCUCAAUAAUUGUGUGAAGCUACGAUUUUUACCGGAAGGCAUGCAAGCUUUGAGGCAGCUCACCCAUAUUUAUCUGUUGCUAUGUACUAGCUUGGAGCGGAUGCCUCCAAAGCUUAGUCUGCUGAACAACCUCUGCACAUUGACAUCAUUUAUUGUGGACACCGGAUAUGGCUUUGGUAUCGAGGAGCUCAAAGACUUGAAGCAACUUGGAAACAGGUUGGAACUGUUCAAUUUGAGGAAAGUAAAGAGUGGAUCAAAGGUCAAUCUCCACGAGAAAAAGAAUCUAACUGAACUGCUUUUGUGUUGGGGACGUCACGCAGAUCACAAUCCAUUGCAUGAUGAGGUCAUAAGUAAUAAUCAGGAAGUACUGGAAUCGCUUGUACCUCAUACUAAGCUCAGAACAUUGGGGCUACAUGGGUAUGGUGGCCUGGCGAUCUCACAAUGGAUGAGAGACCCCCAAAUGUUUUGUUGUCUGAGAGAACUAAAGAUUUCCAACUGCCCGAGAUGCAAGGAUCUGCCAUUAGUGUGGCUGUCAUCCCCUCUCGAGAAAUUGCAUUUAAGCUUCAUGAACAGCCUGACCACGUUAUGUAAGAACAUUGAUGCGGAACCUGCAGGAUGUAAUACCUCUAUGCAAAUUUUCCCGAAGUUAAAAAUGAUGAGGUUGUAUAAACUGCCGGAGUUUGAGAGAUGGGCACAAAACAGCACGGGAGAGCCUAAUAGCUUGGUGAUGUUUCCCCAGCUCGAACAGCUGUUCAUCACGUAUUGCAACAAAAUUGCAAAUCUUCCGGAGGCCCCAGCUCUCACUUCUGCAUGUUGUCAUGGGGAGUCUGCAGAACGUAUAAUUCCUAUGAGCAUGGAGUGGGGAUCUUUUCCAUCUCUUGUCCACUUGUCCUUUGGGAUGCUAGUAGACGUGGUGAUGCCUGGGAAGGACCAUGAAAACCAAAACCAAAAACCUCUAAACACCCUUAGAAGUUUGUCUCUACAAAGUGACAAUGGAUUCAUAUCAGUGUUCAAGUUAUCCAAGUUACAACUUGGGCUUGGGGAUUUUUUGGUGUUCGUGGAACAAUUGACAAUAUUCCAAUGCGACAAUAUUGUCAGCUGGCCAGUAGAGGAGUUCCGAUGUUUGGUUCGCCUUCAAUAUCUGGGGAUUGAUUCGUGCACCAAACUAGAGGGGAGGGGAUCAUCCUCUGAGGAAUUCCUUCCGCUGCCCCAGUUGGAAAGGUUAAAUUUACAAAGAUGUGGUAGCUUGCUGGAGAUUCCGAAGUUGCCCGCUUCACUUGGGGAAUUGGAUAUUUGGGAAUGCCACAGUUUGGUGGCGCUGCCUUCAAACCUUGGGGAUCUGGCAAAGCUGAGGCAUCUCAGGUUGUUCUGGUGCUCUGAGCUGAAAGUGCUGCCAGACGGCAUGGAUGGCCUCACUUCUCUUGAGCGAUUGAUGAUCCAUUCAUGUCCAGGGAUAAAUAAAUUCCCGCAGGGUCUCCUCCAGCAGCUCCCAGCCCUCAAAUCCCUGAAAAUAGAUGGCUGCCCGGACCUGCAGAGACGUUGCAGGGAAGGUGGGGAGUACUUCGACUUGGUCUCCUCGAUUCCAGAUAUAUACAUUCAACCACCCUAUGAACCCGAAACAAAGAAGUCUGUGAAGAGCAGGUUGCUCCCCUGGCGUGUAGAUGGGUCUUCAAGUAUCUGAGAGGUGCUGAUGAUUCGUAGGCAACCAACCGGAUAUGUCGUUCAGCGGCUCCUGCAACAUGACGCGCCCCUCAUUUUGCUUCAUGAGCAUCAGUGGUUAUUAGCGGUUCGGUUUUGUUUACUGUAUUACAGUACACUAAGCUUCUCUUUGUCCUCGUCAUUUUUCAUCCCAAGUACAUGCCGACUGCCGUUCUGAUGAAAGAUAUCUGUACAUACCAGCUUUCUCGUGAUCUACUACGUUGUAUUAGCGGAUAUCAACAUAGCACUGUAUACUCCAUCGCCAUUUACUAAUGAUUCCUGCCUCAGUCCAA